AUGCCAAUGCUAGACGGUGUACCCAGUUCGUUCGACGCCGCGCCAAGUAGAGUUCAGGACCGAAUCAUCCUGGAGGCUCUUCUGCUCUCUCCGCCUCUGAUCCCCAUCUUUCUCUCUGAGAUGGGACGAAGAAUACAUAAAGCUACUGUGAACGUCAUAUUCAAAGAGCUAAGAAUUGAAGACGAACAAGCUGCCCUGUCUCGGUCUGCUCUUCACGCAAUUCUUGUCAAUCCAUCUCGCUACGGAGAUGCCGUUCGGACCAUCCACGUGAUAGACCAUGCUUCAACCCCUCUUCAUGGAUGUUUCUCGCCUCUAUCAGAUCCCCAGUUCGACUCCCCAUCCGAAUCUCACUCAAUGGACAGCCCAACUUGCCGUCUGCGACCAAUCAGUACAAAAGAGCUGCAAGAGGUUCUCAAGAGCGUGCCUCUCCUAGAGCAAUUUAUCUGGUCGUCGAGUGUUUGUCCUCCGGAUGGCAUCUGCGAAAUUCUGCACACACACAACCCACGAUUGAGCCGGUUCGAGUACUCACCGGUCACCUCUAGAGUUGCGAAUCAAAAUGCUGUGCCUAGAUGGGAUGCACUAUCUCUUCCCCUCCUUGCCUCUCAACAUGCUUUGAGUACCCUCAAGGUUUCUCGGCUCUCUCAUGCGGGCGCACAAUCUCUUGCGCAGUUUAUGAGCGAGCUCGACGAAGAAUCGAUGCUAGAAGAAGUCUCCAUUGACACAAAUUGGAUGGACGAAGCUUUAUGUGAGCUGCUGGGAAGAGCUUGCUCCAAGGCCCGGCGCUUGGAAAUAGGUUCAGAUGGUAUCCGGUUUAACGACAAAUGCUUAUUGACGCUAUUACCCUUAUGCGAAAACUUGACAGAAUUCACGUUGGGAAAUGUCCAAGGGAAACUCUCCAAGGAACUUUGGCGAAAGAUGGCUUCGUAUCCACCGCUUCAAAAGAUUCGCGUGAAUAUUUCCGAAGGGCUGGUUCAACACUCCUGGUCGAUUGAUCACCUUUCAUCGCUUCAUGACUUUCCAUUCGGACACCUGACGCAUCUUAGUGUGAAACGAAUCUUCGCUCCCAUGAUUUAUCGCGUCCAUCAAGUUGCCUCUAUGCAGCCGGUACCGCCCGCUUUUGCCCAAGCCGUCGCAAGUGCAACUACCCUCGAGAAACUAGAGUGCGAUUGGUGGAGUUGGAAACCAGAUACUCUUCGCUUGCCAUUGGAACAGUGUAAACUACUCCAGACUCUCACUGUCGCUUUUGACGGACCAUUUUCAAAGCUCUUUGCUAUGACUCUUCCUUUUUCCGCAGCGACUAGCCUGCGCACUCUUUCUGUGUUCAUACCAGAAGAGUACUUUCCUGCACUCUCGUCAUCUCCAGUUCUAUCGAUUCGCCAAAGCGUCUCUCGAAGCCCAUCCGUCUCACCUGUUCAACGCAGUAGGCCUCUGCCGAGCCCCCUCGACAUAUCCGAAUCACACAGCGAAGAACACACGUUCUCCGUGCAGUUGGCUCAAUUGAACGAAACCGGAAUACCUCUUAGAGAAAUUCGAAAAUUCGUUAAACGAUGCAGCUCUAUCCGCGACAUUAUUUGGUAUGGAAAACGAGGCACGAAGGCUCAUUGGACGAUCACUUACCCCGCACACACUUCUAACCCUCUUAUCAUCAUUUUGCCACCCACGAGCACACCAGAUAGUUUGGAACACUCGAUGCAGGAAAAUUGGACCUCUUCAACAAUCAAUAGUAUAAACAGGGAGGGUUCUAUCUGGGAAGGGGCGCUCGCCGAGAAGUACAAGUCCAAGUAUGCAGAGAUGAAUCGACGAGAGGAGAAUGCGACCAAAGCAGAGAAGGCCAAUAGGGCGAAUUCAAGGAAAUCACCUUCGAGUCAGCGACCUAGUAUUUCACCCAUCAUCAUAACACCCACGAAAGGGAAAUCUACCAAACAGAAUCAAUCAUCAAGUCCUGGCUCACCCCUCAACUACCAGCGCUCGCCCGCAAGUUCGCCUGAGAACUACCUAAUGAGUCACUUGCAGAGAAGACCCGCAGGGCAAGUGAUUCUGCCAUUGCUAACGGGGGAGCUCCAAGAGGAAAACCCAGGCCUCGGGGUCAAGCUCGAGGAUUAA
This is a messenger RNA of Serendipita indica DSM 11827, 2103 nucleotides long. NCBI's taxonomy places the organism in Eukaryota, Fungi, Basidiomycota, Agaricomycetes, Sebacinales, Serendipitaceae. The record is from the annotation of a GenBank genome assembly.